Molecule: messenger RNA, 1125 nt
Organism: Nomascus leucogenys (northern white-cheeked gibbon)
Lineage: Eukaryota; Metazoa; Chordata; Mammalia; Primates; Hylobatidae
Product: collagen alpha-2(I) chain-like
Source: RefSeq, a predicted model, not a curated record
AUGACAGGUGCACGAGGCUGCGGCUGUGGGCAGAUGUGGUAUCCAGCCCCAGGUCCCGGCGUCCCCUGGCUUCCCAGCCCGCUGUCCUUUGACUUCGUGCGGGCAGCGGGCUGGCGCCCAGGAUGCUGGGGAACCCUGAGCGCCGGAGGCCGACAAGCCGUGGGGCCCAGAGGCGCCACAGGGCAAGAAGGCACCCGCCUCCCAGCGCUUUCACCCCCUGGCCUGCCCGGCCCGCGAGGUGUCCCAGUGGCUACGGCCACGUCAGGCAUUCUGCCCGGCGGCGGCUGCACAGGGAUGAGAACUGAGAACCUGCUCAACCCCAUCCGGGGUGACUGCAAAGUGCCCAUGCCAGCGGCCCCGAUCUCCCUCUGGUGGAGGAAUGGGGCGGGAGACACGGCCUGGGGGCCUCAGGCUGGGAGCUCUGGCGAUCCCGAGGACCACCAGACCAUGCACCUCCAGCCCGCCUGGGCACCCAAGCUGCAGCCGCCUUCUGUGUGCAGGCAGCGGCCUCCAGGCAACCCCCGAGCCCGCCCGCACUCCCCACAUCCCAGAACCGGGGCCAGAUGUCCCUCUGGCUGCCGCCAAGCCAGGCGGUCUGCCCUGCGGCGGCUGCACAGGGGCGGGAACCGGCCCUCAGCCCCAUCCCCGGUGGCUGCAGAGGGUCACUGGCUAGAGGUCCUCAGCUCCAGCAGAGGAGGAGCCCGGCGGGGGCAGGGCCUGGCUGGCUCUCAGGCCAGGCGCACUCAUGAUCCAGAGGCGGCCCAGGCCAUUCUCCACCACCUGGGCGCCCAACUGCCUGGCUACUCCCAAGCUGGCUGGCGCUCCCAGCCUAGCAGAACCGGGGCUAGAUGUCGCCGUGGCUGCAGCCAAGCCAGGCGGUCUGCCCGGCGGCGGCUGCACCGGGGUGGGAACCAACCCCCCCAGUCCCAUCCCCGGUGGCUGCGGAGGGCCCCUGUCAGCAGCCCAGAUCUCUCUUCGGAGGAGGAGCGGGGCGGGAGUCACCAGGAAUAUCCUUCCCUUAGUAUCUCAGCAACCAUCCCCGGAGAGGCUCUUUGGGCUGUGGAUGUAGUACCCAGCAUCCUGGGCUGCAGAUUCAUUGAUUUUCCAUGCUUUGAUUUGGUAUAA